This is a messenger RNA of Entamoeba nuttalli P19, 423 nucleotides long. RefSeq lists its product as hypothetical. Bases 1 to 423 code for a protein of 140 amino acids. NCBI's taxonomy places the organism in Eukaryota, Evosea, Mastigamoebida, Endamoebidae. The transcript has a single exon. The record is from RefSeq and is a predicted model, not a curated record.
AUGCAAUUAUCAAUUACUCAUAACUUAUUUGUUAUUUCAUCAUUUUUAAGAAUAUUUGCAACUCUUACUAUUGUUCUCUUACCAUCUUAUUAUAUGCUUAUUUUCUUUUUCUAUUCUUUUUCAAUUCUUAGUCUUGUAUUUUCUUAUUCAUUAGAAAUUACAACAACUCAUUUAAAAAGAUUAUUUAUUUUAUGGGGAUUUAGUCUUUCAAUUUUAUUAAUGAUUUAUGGUAUUUAUCAUUCAUUCCCAUUCAAUAAAAUUAUUUUUUCAAUCUUCAAGUAUUGUUUAUUAGUUCUUUCAAGUGUAUUUGGUUCUUUAUUAUUGUAUUAUCUUCCAAAUCAAUAUCUACAUUCAAAUGAUAGUUCAGUCCCUUUCUUUGAAUCAGAAACAAGUGAUUUAAGUCUUUUAGUAAAUGAUGAUUAA